Molecule: messenger RNA, 1450 nt
Organism: Salvelinus namaycush (lake trout)
Lineage: Eukaryota; Metazoa; Chordata; Actinopteri; Salmoniformes; Salmonidae
Product: leukocyte receptor cluster member 1 homolog
Exons: 4
Coding region: 344-1201 (285 amino acids)
Source: RefSeq, a predicted model, not a curated record
GUAUCCGGUUGUGGUUGAAUAGCUUUUUGGUUGCUUGUUUACCUUUCAGAUGUGUUAAAUAUAUUUUCUUUGGUUUUAUGCAAAUAUUUUAUUCAUUCGGUAACAGCUGUACAAAACCCAGUGUCAGAAUGACAUCUCUGUGAUUGAAAUAGCUGUUAAAAAAACUUUUUUUUGACAGGACAUAGGUUAAGACUAGCUAACGUUAGCUAGCUAGGGAACUGGAGUUACAGUGCAGACUGACUGAAUUGCAAACAACAGAAGUCAGGGCAUGUUACGUUUUUAACACAUUUUUGUUUAACUGUACAAGCCCUGGUCAAAACAAACACUCGACUUCAGGAGAAAAAUGAAUAUUCUACCUAAAAAGAGCUGGCAUGUUCGCAACAAGGACAACGUCGCGCGCGUGCGUCGGGACGAGGCACAAGCCGCAGAAGAGGAGCAAGAGGUCCAACGCCGUGUGGAGCGAGCAGAGCAGGAGGCGCGAACAGAGCACCUGAGACAGAAGUCACGAGCUGCACUUCAACAGUCUGGAGGAUGGAAGGAUGAAGGAGAGGGAGGUGAGAGAGGAGGGGAGGGGAGUGGAGGAGUGGUGGAACACCUCAAUCUAUUUCCUCUGGAGGAGUCGUCUGGGAAGAAAGGAAACGCAGAAUACCUCAAAGACCAGAAAGAUGAAAAGGAGCGUGAGGAGCGUGCUAUUGGUCUGCUAGUGUCCCUAGGCCCCCAACCUGGGACAGAGGUAACUCCAUGGUACAUGAAAACAGGCCAUGAAGAAGAGAAAGAUGAAGAAAAGGAGAAAGAGAAAGACAACAAAGGAAAGAGACUGCCACUCAGUCAAGAGGAGAAGGAGAAGAGAGACAGACGACUGAAAGACAUGCUGGACCCCUUGAAAGAGAUGAAGAAAGCACUGGCGGUGAAGGAUAGAAAAGAACAUAAGAGUAAGGAGAAGAGGGAUAGAGGGGAGAGGAGAAGCAGUGGUGGAGAAAGCUCUAUUGAAAGGUUGCGAGCGGAGCGACUGCAGAGAGAGGCGGAGGAGAAGAGGAGAGCCCAGGCCUUGCUGGACCAGAUGAAUGGAACAGGGAAAGAGAAGGAGCGACCAAGGGAGACAGAGGAGAGGGAAAUGCCGUACAACAGUGCUUAUUUCCCAGAGCUGGCCCGCAAGAGGCAGAGGAAAGACCGCAAUGCCUGGAGAGAUGGCAUCUUUUGAAGUCAUACAUCAUGCAGUCUCAUUGUUUGGGCAACAGACACAGAACAUUGAGGCAUUCAAGAUACAUUUAUUAGUAUGUGAAAGACACCGAAGACGUCGACAAGGACUAGAGAGCCUGGAAGGUUAUUCAGUUGUAUUGUUGUGAAACGUGAGCCAGUGCUUUUAGCUUAUUCUUGCAGUAACAUGGAGUUAUGCGUGUAGGCAUACACUGUAGGUUGUUGAACUAGUGAAGAUGUGUACAAAAAUAGC